Molecule: messenger RNA, 1140 nt
Organism: Syngnathoides biaculeatus (alligator pipefish)
Lineage: Eukaryota; Metazoa; Chordata; Actinopteri; Syngnathiformes; Syngnathidae
Gene: foxa1
Product: forkhead box A1
Exons: 2
Coding region: 81-1139 (352 amino acids)
Biological process (GO): cell differentiation; regulation of transcription by RNA polymerase II; anatomical structure morphogenesis
Molecular function (GO): transcription factor binding; protein domain specific binding; RNA polymerase II cis-regulatory region sequence-specific DNA binding
Source: RefSeq, a predicted model, not a curated record
UCUUGUCACCCGAGUGAGUCGGAGGAGGACCGGCACCGGCACCGGCACCGGCGGCACCGGAACCACCGGCGGCGGCGGAGAUGCUGAGCUCGGUGAAGAUGGAGGGUCACGAGACUCCGGACUGGACUUGCUUCUACAGCGACGAGGUGUACUCCCCGAUGGCGGCGGCGGGCCUGGGGAUGGGGUCGGUGUCGGGCUACGUGCCGGGCGGCGGCGGGGCGGCGUCGGCCUCCUUCAACGUGGCGUACGGCGGGCCCGGCAUAAGCCCCGCCCCCGUGGGCGUGUCCUGCCUGGGCAACGGGGGGAUGGGCGGAGGAGCCACGAGCCCGUGCGGCGGCGGGGCCCAGGCGGGGGCGCACCACCACCAGCACCAGCACCAGCACGCCUACGGCGGCGUCAGUCCCGCGGCCCAGUACGGCGUCGGCGGGGGCCGCGGCCGCGAGGGGAAGCCGCUGAGACGCAGCUACCCGCACGCCAAGCCGCCGUACUCGUACAUCUCGCUGAUCACGAUGGCCAUCCAACAGGCGCCCGGCAAAAUGCUGACCCUGAGCGAGAUCUACCAGUGGAUCAUGGAGCUGUUCCCCUUCUACCGGAACAACCAGCAACGCUGGCAGAACUCCAUCCGCCACUCGCUGUCCUUCAACGACUGCUUCGUCAAAGUGUCGCGCUCGCCCGACAAACCCGGCAAAGGCUCCUACUGGACGCUGCACCCCGACUCCGGCAACAUGUUUGAGAACGGCUGCUACCUGCGGCGCCAGAAGCGCUUCAAGUGCGACAGGAAGGCCCCGGCGGAGGGCGGCAAGGAGCGCCGGGCCGGGGGGUCGCCCUACGCCGCCGCCGCCCCCUCGCCGCCCCUCACGUCCGGCCCCGAGGGCGCCAAGUCGGCGGGUCCCCAGCUGCUGUCCAACCUGUGUCUGCCCCCCCACGGCGUGGAGCUGAAGGGGGACGCCCACUACGCUUUCGACCACCCCUUCUCCAUCAACAACCUGAUGUCGUCUCCCGAGCACCACAAACUGGACCUGAGGGCCUACGACGCCCUCCAGUACUCCACCUACGGCGCCGGCAGGAGCGCCGACCCGCUGGAGGCGCCGCCUUACUACCAGGGAGCCUGCGCCAGGGCGCUGCUCAACACCUCUUAGG